Messenger RNA from Fraxinus pennsylvanica, 735 nucleotides. The record is from the annotation of a GenBank genome assembly. Lineage: Eukaryota; Viridiplantae; Streptophyta; Magnoliopsida; Lamiales; Oleaceae.
AUGGGAGAGAGAAAAAAAGCGAGGCCAAACAAGAAAUCCAAAACGGAGUGGCCUUCCAUCAAACCCAAGUCUAAUCUUCAAAUCACUCGCCUGAAAGACAACGAUCUUUUUACUAUUCAGAACUUCUUUACACCUGUUGAGUCGAAGGCAGUCAUUAAAGUUGCAGAAGAAAUUGGCUUUCUUCAUCAAGGGAGUCUGGGUCCAACAAAAGGAGAAGCUUAUAGAGACAAUGACCGAAUAGCUGUACAAGAUCCUGUUCUUGCAGAUGCAAUAUGGAACUCUGGGCUCAAAAACUUAUUUUCUGAUAUUAAGUUUCGAGGCAAAGUCGCAGUUGGUUUGAACCCAAAUAUAAGAUGUUAUAGGUACACUGCUGGUCAGCGUUUUGGACGGCACAUUGAUGAAAGCGUUGAUCUUGGAGAAGGGAGGCGUACACACUAUACAUUGUUAGUCUACCUUAGUGGUACUCCUGGUGGAAAUAUAUCCAACUCUAAGAAUGAUGAUGUCUCCCGGGAUUCUUUAUCUGAGGCUCUGGUUGGAGGAGAGACUGUUUUCUACGGCCCAAGAAAUGCUCUGGUGGCAGAGGUACCUCCUACUGAAGGUAUGGCUCUACUUCACAUUCAUGGUGAUAAGUGUAUGCUGCAUGAAGCACGAAAUCUUCGAUUAAUCAUUCACGUUCUGUUCUCUUAUGAUAGCAAACUCGAGUUCAUGUCAAAUAUAUGCAUCGGUAUUAGAUGA